AACAACGACAAAAAAAGAAAAAAGCGAAAAAAGCCGAAAAGUCGUUGAAGUAAACAAACCCGGUUUAGCGAAGUGUGAAUUUCUGUGCGUUUGUGUAUUUAUUUCAUAGAUCCAAUGGAUAGUUAUUUUAUAGAUCCGCAACGCCGGCGAGCGGUUAAAGUGUUAUUUCCUAUCCAUCCACUGACCAUCACCAGUGACUGCUUUGGAUUGCGGAAUCAGCUCAAAUACAAUGUCGUCGUGGAGAAGAUGGAUCUCGUAAAUCUGAUUCAAAUUCGUCUAACCGAAUGCAAUGAUCAGGCCAAAAUGUUCAUCGCCACCAUCGAUAACAACAUCUACGAAAAGAUUCGGCACGAACAAUCGCUUCACGUUACGUUUCAGGGAUUCAUCGACCACCUGACGAAGAUUCUCGACAAGUGUAAAAAAGAGGAACUGCACAUGAGUCUAGUCAAAGACGAUUCGGUUCAGUUGUUACAAAUUUACGAGAAGAGCUCUUUCAAGAAUCUAACGCACCUUUUUCUGCAAAUUGAACCUGCUUCGACGGAAACGAUUCUGUUUCACAUCAAUCAAUCACUGCUCUCUUUCCAAGACCAGGUGGCAAAUUCUACAGCCCAGAUGCAAAAAUACCAACAGGAGCUGAACGGACGAGACGACAGCAUCCACAGACUGCAGGGGGAAGUCCGAAUGCUUAACAACAAAUUAGUGGAACAAGAAAAUAUGAUUUUCAACCGAAACACCGAAGAAGUGAACCGACUGCAGCAAACGAUUAAACACAUCACAGAGUCGAAAGAGUUGGAAGAGAAACGAUUGAAAGCUGUAAUAUCCAGUAUGCAGGAGAAAGUUGAUCAGCAAAAUAAGGAACUGAUUUCGAAUUCCGAUCGCUUUUUGCAAGAGGCAAAACGAUUUGAAACACUGCGGGAGGAAAAUAUCAAAUUGAAAUCACAUAACGGGCAUCUUCGGGAAGAGGCAGAACGCGUCAAAACGGAACUGCAUUCGUAUCAAACCCGAGAUGGCCGCAACGAAUCUGCAAUCGUUGACCUACGGAGGCAAAUGAUUGAACUGCAGAGUAAACUCAAAAUCUCCGAGAAACAAAAGUCAGAACUGGAGGCGGAGUUAGAAGCUGAGCGAAAUAUUUGCCAGACGAAGAAAAACGCCCUGCAGCUAACGACGGAUGAAAUUGCGAACGCCAAUGUCGUAAUGUCCAACAUGCAGAAAGAAAUGCUCAAGUUGAAAAAUAAAAUCGAACUGCGAACUGAAAUUGCUAUGCGACAGGAAAAACUUAUCCAUGAGAAGGAACGGGAAUAUAACGAACUUCAAGACACGGUCAAACAGAUUCAGCAAGAACAUAUCAAAAACAGAGCAGCCAGUGAGGAAUAUGCGCAAACUGUUCGUCGGAUCAAGGAGACUUCGGACGCUAUAGAAGAGAAAUAUCGGAAAAAAAUUAAUGACAUGAUUAUCAAGGUGUCGCACAAUCAGAAUACGGAACCUGCAUCGGUGCUAAACCCCCAGUGGCCCAACCGCUAUUUGAAGCCACACAAUCGAAUCGAAUAACCGAACAUACUCUUCUCAUUAUUGUACAGUCUUUUAAAUAUAGUUAAAUUGUACCCUAAUUAAAAUAGAAACCUUA
Molecule: messenger RNA, 1624 nt
Organism: Armigeres subalbatus
Lineage: Eukaryota; Metazoa; Arthropoda; Insecta; Diptera; Culicidae
Gene: Sas-6
Product: spindle assembly abnormal protein 6 homolog
Exons: 4
Coding region: 115-1548 (477 amino acids)
Biological process (GO): centriole replication
Cellular component (GO): centrosome; centriole
Source: RefSeq, a predicted model, not a curated record